Molecule: messenger RNA, 2777 nt
Organism: Drosophila ananassae
Lineage: Eukaryota; Metazoa; Arthropoda; Insecta; Diptera; Drosophilidae
Gene: Ndc80
Product: early endosome antigen 1
Exons: 4
Coding region: 131-2140 (669 amino acids)
Biological process (GO): attachment of mitotic spindle microtubules to kinetochore
Cellular component (GO): Ndc80 complex
Source: RefSeq, a predicted model, not a curated record
AUAUUGCCAUAUCGACAGCGCAAGCGCAGCCAACUUCACGUCAAAGCCUUAUUUAAGUCGGCGACGCGCAUUGAUUUUGAAAUCAAAAUAUUAUCGUAAAUAUAAUCAGUUAGUACUACUAUUCGCAAAUAUGUCGCACCACCUGCCCCGGCGGAACAGCGAGUUCCGUGAAUAUGCCGCCGAAGAUCCUGGAGUCACCGAUAAGCGGCAGACCAGAUCAAAAUGGACUCUAGCAACACCCACACCAAAUCUGACAACCGCAAAAAUGAGCAAACGGCCAUCACAGUCCCGCCUGCCUCAACCCAUGAACCUGGAGAGAGAUCGAGCGAGUCAGAUGGGAAUUACGCCGAUGAGGAACCAUCGAGGACCCAGGCCAACGUCCGUUGAGCGCCCAGUAGCUCUGCACUCUGAUAAGAGCUGGGUGUCGGAACGAGCCCAACAGAUACUUGAAUAUCUGAGCAAUAUGCAAGGAGCUCUGCAGUGUCUCGGAGCAGAAUUUUUCGCUCGUCCUGGCGGAUUACGAAAGAUGACCUUCAAACAGUUCCUUGGCAUCCUGAACUUCUUCUUUCAGAAUGUUUGGCGCAACAAGGUUACUGUAGGAUCCAAUCCGGUGGAGGAGAUAACAGCAGCGCUGCAAAAACUCCACUAUCCCCAUCAAGUGAGCAAGUCCUGGCUGAGCACGCCCGCCACUCAGCAUUCCUUUGGUCAUGUCAUCGUGCUGCUGGAUUUUCUCAUGGAUUUUGCCCCGCCGUUGGAUUCAAUGGACUCGGAGCAAUUCCCAUUCAUGGAGACAGCCGAGCAGCCCAGUUCGUAUUUGCACAGCAUUGCCGAAAUGACAGCCAUGUCCACCACUCAUGCUCUACAGGCUGUCCAGCUGGACGAGGACCUAAAUGCCCUGCUCUUCGAGAAGAGCGCCGAGUGCAAUCCCCUGUGGAACGAGGAGCGCGCCGAGGAGGAGCUCCUGCUUCAGGCCAGGGUGUGCGACAUGGUCAUAAGCCGAAGGAGUGACUUCCCCAGCCGUCAGGCGCUCGACACCGAGAUAGCCAACCUCAAAUCCCAGAUAUCCAAGCUGGACGAGCAACUGCAUCAGGCUGGGGAGGAGAAGAAGGUGCAGCAACUGCAGAAGCUGAACCAGGAGAGGGAGCAGCUAAACCAGCAGGUUCUUGCUUGCCAGGAGGAGAUCGCCAAGCAGGAGGAUGCCAAAAACACCAUGCUAGCCAAGGGCAAAGAGCUCCAAAAGGAGAUACAGCAACUAACCAACAGCGAGCAGCGUUUGCGCAACUCCAUUGCCAAUCAGAAAUACACCAUCCAGCAAGUCAAAUCUUUGCAAAUGCGCCAGGCGGACCUCAGCAACGAAUCCCAAGUAUACGAGCGCCAGGUGAAGGACCUCUGCUCUCGCGAGUCCAAUCAACAGGUGAUGCUCUCCCGGGCCAAGAAGAAACUGCUGGACACCGUCGAGAGUUUCAAUUCGCAUGUCCGACACUUUAGCGAUUCGGUUGCUGCCCAGUUGGUUCGCAACCAGAAGUGGGAUCUGUUGCUGCCUCUGCAGCCGGGAGGCAAGGAAGACAUCCUGGUACGGGCGCGAGUUCUGGAGGAAUUCAGUGCCAUAGUCCAGCAGCAGCGACAGCUGAAGGAGAAGCACCGCCUGGAACUGGAGAAGGAGAUAAAUAAAAUACAACUGAAGUGCGGCAGCUGCAAGCAGGAGAUCACCAAUCUGGUGUCGCGUCUGCGAGUUCUCAAGCAGGCUUUACAGAACGUGGAGGGCACCUACACCACCAGACGCGAAAUGAGGCGCCAGCACCAAGAGCAGCUGGACGAGGAGCAGUUCCGUCUGCUCGACAGCCUGCAAAAGAUGCAGCUGUCGGAGCAGCAACUGAUCGUCAAACUGGAGGUCAGGAAACAGCGAAACGAAGAGCUCCUCACGUCGGCCGAGGCAUACCAGGAUCAGUUGCUCACAGAGCGCCACGCCUACCUCGAUGACUACGAAAAGAAGCUGGCGGCAGCCCAGGAAGAGCUCGACGAGUUCAAUGCAUCCAUAGAGCAAGCUGCCAUCAUUCUUGAGGCGAAGACGAAGCUGUUGGAGAACUCAAAGCCGGCAUCCUUCAAACCGGUGCUAGAGGCACUGCAGGGAUUUAUGUAAAACAGAUUAUUAUUUAUUGGAAUUAUCAAGUCCCAGAUGUAUUAUAAUUGUAUUGUUGUAUUUUAAAUUCGAUGUAUCAAGUUUAAAUCAAAAUCGAAGAAAGAAAAAUUUUAUAGAUUUUUUGCAAAAAUUUAACCCUUUCCAAAAUUAGAAAAAAUCGAUCGAAUUUAAGGUGAGCCAAGAUCGGGAAGGUAUAGAUUUCUCUGAUCUGACGAGAGUUGGUGGAGAUAUGACCACUAUAGGGCUAAUGGGACGCACCAGGAGGGCACAUUGGUUCAAGAGAUUGGAGGGCAGCGUAGGAUACGGAGAUCCUCCCCCACAUCCCCGACACUCCAUGGAGGAUCUGGAGCAGAGGCUGGUCGACCCCGGAUUCGAUGGAGGAAAGCCUUGGAUGACCAUAUCCCGAGUCCCCAACCACAUAUUUAUUUAAUCACUGUAUUCCUAAAGUUUUUUUUUGUAUAUAGAUAAGUUAAAUAGAUGUAUUAGACAUAUUAUAUUGAUAGGUAUAUAGAUGUAGAUGGAUUAUACAGAUAUAAAAUAUAUAAAUUUAGAUAUAAUUAUAUAACUAGAUUAUAUAGAUUAGUUACAUGGUUUAUUUUUGUAGUCAGUAGAAUAUUCAAUAAAAAUAUGAAAGGAU